UUAAUAUUAUGAGGUCAAUUUCGUCUAUUCACUCAGCCCUAUGAGCGAAGAAGAAAAAAAAAAGAAAAAAAAAAGGAAAAAAAAAAAAAAAGAAAUUCCACUCGCAAUCUUCAACGCCGAAAUUGGGAUUUAGGUUUUUGGCUAGGAUUGUUGAUGAUCAUGAAGAACAGAAAUAACAGAUUACAUUUUUAUGGAAGUAAAAUUUGUGGAGCAGAUUUCAGAACUGUAUGUAAGAGCACUGCACCUUGUCGCAGAAGAUCCAAAACCAUGCGCGGAUUCCGGCGAGCGAGGAAUGGAAGGUGCGGCGGUGAUCGGAUUUUUUUUGUGCUCACUCAGCCACCAGCCGCCGUCCAUUAGUAAGGAUCGGCUCUUCAGACAGCCGCAUGAUAAACAGCACCGGAGGUGGUUACGUCUCAGACCAAGGCAUUCAAGUGACAACGAACGAGAGGAGCUCGUCGCAGGUGAAUAUAGGCGGCAGAGCGACGUACAUCGAACAUCUGCACUUGUGGGACAGGGCUUCAAAUAACCUGUCUGAUUUCUCCACUCAUUUCUCCUUUGUGAUAGAUUCGAGAGGCAGAUCAGAUUUUGGAGAUGGGCUGACCUUUUUCUUGGCCCCUGUUGGUUCCACCAUCCAAUCUUGGUCCUUAGGCGGCAGCCUUGCUAUUGGAAACAACAAUAUAACGGUGAAUUCAUCUUCGGAGGCGUUUGUUGCUGUAGAGUUCGAUACGUUCCCGAAUUUUUUCGAUCCUGGGACAACACAUGUUGGUAUUGAUAUCAACUCCAUGAUAUCAGUUAAAACCGCAAGAUGGGAAAAUAAUGUUAGUCAGGGGGUGCAAAACGAUGCCUGGAUUAGCUACAACGCUACUUCUAUGGAGCUACGUGUUGAUUUUACGGGUACUUCUAGUAACAGAACUAGACGAGACAACCUCAGCCAUGUGGUCGAUCUUAGAGAGUACUUGCCUGAAUAUGUUGCUGUUGGAUUUUCGGCUGCAACGGGGAGUUGGUUCGAGGAACAUACCAUCAAGUCGUGGGCGUUCUCUUCGACUCUGCAAAUUAAAAAUGUCACUUUUGAAAACCCUGGGGUUGUGAUCACAGGUGGUGGAAAGGAGAAAAAGAGUAGUGGAGUAACACUAGUUGUUGGAUUGAGUGUUGGCCUGUCGAUACUAGUUCUUGCAUCGGCUUUUGCAGGCUAUUUCUUGUGGAGGAGGAAGAAGCAGAAGAAGAGGUGUAAGAAGGAAUCGGGAGAUGUAGAUUACUACGAUCCACGUAUGGAUAUCGAAUUUCAAAAGGGGAGUGGACCGAACAAGUUUUCGUACAGCGAAUUGGUUCUCGCCACGAAAGAUUUCGCAGAGGAGGAGAAGCUCGGAGAAGGUGGAUUUGGUGGGGUUUACAGAGGCUUCUUAGCCGAAACAAAUUCCUAUAUUGCAGUAAAGAGGGUGUCGAGUGGAUCCAAACAAGGCCUAAAAGAAUACGCAUCAGAAGUCAAGAUCAUCAGCCAGUUGAGGCACAGAAACUUGGUCCAACUCAUAGGCUGGUGCCACGAGAGAGGCGAGCUCCUGCUUGUUUACGAGCUAAUGCCAAACGGAAGCUUAGAUUCCCAUCUCUUCAAAGGACAAACGAUACUGCCAUGGGAAGUGAGGUACAAAAUUGCGCAAGGAAUAGCAUCGGCUCUGCUGUACCUGCACGAAGAAUGGGAACAGGCUGUUGUCCACAGGGAUAUAAAAGCCAGCAAUAUUAUGCUGGACUCGAAUUUCAACGCUAAGCUUGGCGAUUUUGGAUUAGCAAGGUUCGUUGACCACGAAAAGGGGGCCCACUCAACUGUUCUCGCGGGUACUUUGGGGUACAUGGCCCCAGAGUGCAUGGUCACGGGCCGGGCUAGUAAGGAAACCGAUGUUUACAGUUUAGGGAUUGUUAUGCUGGAGAUUGCGUGCGGGAGGAGGCCGAUCGAUCACAGCCGUCGAUGUGGGGAAGAUCGAGUGGUGCUGGUGGAGUGGGUUUGGAGGCUGUACGGUAAGGGGGAGCUGCUCGAAGCGGCUGAUCCGAAAUUGGAGACAGAAUUUGACGAACAGGAGAUGGAGCGGUUGAUGAUUGUGGCGCUGUGGUGCGUUCACCCGGACAGUGUGCAACGGCCCUCGAUUAGACAGGCUGUACAUGUUCUUGAUUUCGAGGCUGAGCUGCCGCUUCUGCCUCCAAUGAUGCCUGUGCCGACGUAUUUUGCUGGUGGUGCGGGUGAUUCUACUAGCUAUAAUCACUAUAGCGAUUCUUCGAAUUUGACUGCAUCUUCUGGAAGUUCUACAUCUGCGCUUCUGACCUCGUAGGAGAUAAAAAGAUUGCAAGAAUCUUUUGUUUUUUUUUUCUUUCUCCAGAGAUUAAGGUUGUCUUGAUUAGGAUGAUGUUCUUGGUUCAAUUUGUGCCUCCAUUUUUUAGCAGUUUUUUUGUUGAUGUACAUUUGCUCGUAUGUGUGUUGAUGAUCAAGUUUCUAAAGAUUACUUUUGUGGGUUCAAAUUUUCUUUUUC
Erythranthe guttata (spotted monkey flower) is the source of this 2516-nucleotide messenger RNA. RefSeq names its product L-type lectin-domain containing receptor kinase IX.1. Gene Ontology annotation, biological process: protein phosphorylation. Gene Ontology annotation, molecular function: protein kinase activity; ATP binding; carbohydrate binding. NCBI's taxonomy places the organism in Eukaryota, Viridiplantae, Streptophyta, Magnoliopsida, Lamiales, Phrymaceae. The record is from RefSeq and is a predicted model, not a curated record.